AUGGCCACCACUCCAUACAGGAUUCUCGGAGCAGAUUUAAACAGCAACUAUUUUCAGUUACGCAUCGCUUAUCUUAAGCGAAUUCACGAAUUGAAAAGCGAUCGAGAGAGGCCGACGAAACAUCGUAGGAUUACUCCUGAACACUUUCGAUUGAUUUGUCGUGCUUAUGAAACGUUAUCUGAUCACGAGAAACGUCGCCGAUUCGAUGAGGAUGAAGAAUGGACUUACGAUAUAGAUAUAUCAAAUUAUACACUUCAACAGUUAGCCGCUGAGCCAGACCUUGCAAAUGAAUUGAAAAAUCGGCUACACAAAGCGAAAUUAAGACAGAUUAAUGAACGUCAUCCAGUGACAGGUCAUACACCAUUGUAUUGUGCUGCACGUGCUUGUAAUAUUGAUGCUGUUUAUUAUCUAAUUGAACAGGGUGCCAAUCCUGAUAUACGUCAACGAACGGGAAGCACGGCUUUGCAUGCGGCUGCAUUCUUCGGACAUGCAGAAAUGGUCCGAUGCUUGUUAGAAAGUGGCGCCGAUUAUCGGAUAGAAAAUAAAAGUGGUAACUUACCUGAAAGAGAAUCUCACAACGAUGAAGUUCGAGAGACUUUUAAAGAAUUAAAAGAAACACCAUUUGUCAAAGCAGCUAAUGAUCAACUUGAUUGGUUUAAAAAUGUGGACAAUGGUGUAAGUCAUAUCGACACACAGUAUCAUGCGCAACGACAAACGCUACUUCAAUGUGCAUGUAAAAAAGGUCAUUUUGAACUUGCUAUUUGGUUCAUCGAAGAGCGAGGCGCCAAUCUGGACAUUGUGGAUAUUAAUUUGAAUUCUGCUUUACAUCUUGCUGCGUACGGUGGUCACACUAAAAUUGUUCGUCAUCUUUUGUUCAGAGGUGCUAAUCCGACACUCGUGAAUAAAUGGGGCAUGACAUCUGAGCAAGAAGGGUUUGCACAUGGCACCGACAUUACCAAUCUGUUUCGAGAUAUUCGGGAUCAGGACAUGUUUCGAAUGGCUAGAGAUGGUACUACUUGGUGGUUUCAAUAUUACUUCGAUGGUAAAUCACCAAAUGCUACCGAUGAAAGAGGAACAAGUUUACUUUAUAUUGCUUGUCGUUUCGGCCAAAUAGCUGUUGCCGAAUGGCUUUUAGACAACGGUGCAAAUAUCAAUGCUCAAACAAAGGAUGCACGUAGUACGCCAUUGCAUGGCGCAGCAUAUUAUAAUCAUUUGUCAACUGUGGAAUUACUGCUCAGUCGAGGCGCAGAUACUAGUAUAAAAAACAAGUUCAACACCACUCCCUACGAGGAAGCAACAAAUGCUGAAAUAAAGAGACUCUUGGAACGGUAUCGACAGGACUUAGCUGUCGAAAAAGUUAUUCCGGUUCAUUUAUAUGGCGAUGGUAAGUCUUCGGGAGACAAACCAAUAGCGACAGUGCAGUUGGAGUACAAAGCGACCAUCAAAGAUCUCAUUGAAGCAUUGCCCGAUUCAAUGAGUAAAGAGUAUAGAUGGUUUUCAGUUGCUCGUAGUCCUUUGAAUCUCGUUAGCAAUGAUAUUGGAUUAUUAUCAGCUGUGUAUCGAUCUCGUCAUGUUAAUACUAAAUUUAUCGAUCUGCCCUUGUGUCUCAUAGCUUACACGUCUCCACGAUAUAAAAAUAGCGGUUACACAGCACGAGAUGAACUUUCUAGUUUCGACACACGUGAUUUCGAGAAAAGUUUUAGUGCUCAAUGUGAAAUUGGUUCAUUCAAGGUUGAAGCAGUAUCAAACAAGAAACAGACGUUCAAUGUCGGCAACAUACAAUUCGAUUUUGAGUCUAAUUGCACACAUAGUGAUGUUCCACUUAGCAUCAGAUACAUCAUCUCGCCUGAUGCUGACGAAUUCAGACUACCUGGUUGCAUCUGUCUGUUCGAAAUACGUUGCAAAGAACAACAACAUCAACUCAAGGAACUACCAACUGCCACAAUUCGAGGGGAAUCUAAUGCAAAAUUGUAUACAUGGCUUCCUAAUUCUGGAUACUGGUUUUCUCAUAGUAAUUUACAUCGACGCUUAUCUCGUCUUCACGGUAAACACGCAUUUAUUCGUGAAGUGGAAGUUGUGCCCAAGCUAUUUUCUCUACUACCCGACAUGUUUAUUCAAGUUGUUCCUGGAAAACUAUUUCAGACACGCGAACAUCCGAUACAUUGUGAAUAUUUGAAGAUCUGCGAGCCUGAUCUCAGUCGUUUUCCACAUACUGCUUAUCAUGGCACAUCGAUUAAACUCAUUCGAUCGAUACUCAUGGACGGACUUGUUAUGCCAAGCACGAUUGUAUCGAGUGGGUUGCGUGUGUGUCCACCGCCGAAUCAUAUUGCACGUGGCUUGAAAGCCUUUGGCAAAGAAGACUUCGCUAAUGCGAUUUUCGUCAGUCCAAGUAUUCACUAUUGUUCAGAUCCAGUCUACGCUGUUACAUUUCCUUAUAAAGAUCAACAAAUGAUAGCUGUACUGGAUUGUCGAAUCCGCAAGGAUUCGUUUGACGCUUUUCCGAGUACUGUCAAACAUUAUAAACCACAUUCCGAUGACGAUGUGAAUAGUCUUGAGUGGCGUCUUCAAAGUCCGUCAGCAAUUCAAAUCGUCGGUAUUAUAUUCAUACCAGUGAUUACUUCACGAACGGCAGCAGUACGUCUGCGAGCAAAUAAAUUAGGAGUUAAUCCUAAUGAUCUGGAAUGA
Adineta ricciae is the source of this 2685-nucleotide messenger RNA. The record is from the annotation of a GenBank genome assembly. NCBI's taxonomy places the organism in Eukaryota, Metazoa, Rotifera, Eurotatoria, Adinetida, Adinetidae.